AUGAUCGAUUAUUAUUUACUUGCUUCUAUUUUAAAUAAUAUUACUGAUCUACAUAUUAUUGGAGAUAUCAAUGGUGAAUAUAUUAUUGAUACAAGUCAUUGUCAAACAGUUGAUUAUGAAGGUGCUAUAUGGGCACGAUCAUUUUUAAGAAAUUCAACAGAUAUGUUAGCUGAUUCGAAAUGGAUUAAAGAAGUUAUUGGAAAGGAAGUUGAAAAUCGAGAUUUUGAACUUUAUACUCGUGUUGAACAUAAUCAAAUACUUGUUCAUACUCAAGCAUCAGCUAUUUUAUCGUUUAUUCAAGAUUGGAUCAAUGGUUCUAAUGAUGAUUAUUCAUAUUCAUGUGUUAUGUCUUGUUCAAGUUCUACACUAGGUUUAACAGAAACAAAUGAUGAUGAACAAAUAAAUGAAAAUAUAAUUUGUUCUAUACCUGUAAUGAUGAAAGGUCCAGAUGAAAUAGUACCUAUUGAUUUAAAACUAUCAAAUGAUAAUCGAAUUACACUCAUUCGAAUCAUCAAGGACAUGCAAGUCAAAUAUAAAAUGGAUUGA
This is a messenger RNA of Rotaria sordida, 546 nucleotides long. NCBI's taxonomy places the organism in Eukaryota, Metazoa, Rotifera, Eurotatoria, Philodinida, Philodinidae. The record is from the annotation of a GenBank genome assembly.